CGCCCUCUCGCUGCCUGGUGCGCGGAGGCGAGCGCGGGGGAGAGGAGCCGCGGGCGCCGCAGCCGCCGUCAGGGUAUGAGGAUGGCCGUGGGCUCCGUCAAGAUGCAGCCGCCCUGCGAGAGCCCGGCCCUGGCCGCCGCGGCGGCGGUGGCGGCGGCGGACAGCGCCCUUCGCCGCAGCCCCAGCGCCCGCGAGCCGGAUCUUGAGCAGCCGCCGGCUUCGCUGCGGCCGCGGCUAAGGGACCUGCCGGCGCUGCUGCGGAGCGGGCUCACGCUGCGGAGGAAGCGGAGCGCUGCUGGGGGCCGGACUCUAUCGAGAAGAAUCUCCAAUCCAUACCUUGAACAUACUUCUUCCCAGAUUUAUGGGGAGAAUUCUUCUUGUGCUGGAAGAGCGUUAAGGAAUAUCAUUAUCGUUCAGGCAGCUGACCUGAUAAAGGACAGAGUAAACCUCAAGGGAUUUUACAGGAGAAGCUGUGUUGGGUCAGAACUGGUAGACUGGCUUCUGGAACACUGUCCUUUUGUCCAGUGCAGAUCUAUGGCUGUAGGGGUCUGGCAGCUCCUCCUGGAUAUGGGAAUUAUGUCAUCAGUGGACCAGCACUUAUACUUUCAAGAUACCUAUGUUUUCUAUCAGUUUUCAUCUGAUGAAUGUAGCUACUUGUACUGUGAAUUUGAAAGAGAAGAAGAAUGGCAAAAUGGUGUCAAACUUCUACUGCAACUUGUGCCUCUCAUUCCCACCAGAGCUGGCAUCUGUGAACUGUCUCAUCAGAAAAUCGAAGACACAGAAGAAAGCAGUGACGAAAUUCUUGCUCGCUUAACAUCUGCGGUUCAGAGAGAGCUCGCAGCUGUUAUUGCUUUGAAGGCAAAGAAAUCUGCAAUUGAACAAGAUGAAGAAAACAGUGACAAACACGUAACUGUGACAGACGCUGAAGGGGUUCCAGCUUCUCAGGCGGGGGUGAUGUGCAAGCUUCAGGAGAGAGAUGACAUCGGACGAAUUGAACUGGUCCAGAAGUUGGCGAGAGAAAACUAUCAGUUUUUGCAGACAGACAAAAAGGAACAGGAGAAGUCUGAACACCAGGAUGAUGAAGUGACGACUGUGAGAGAGCAAGAGCAGAACGUCCUGGUGCUGAAGAAAGUGCUGUGCUGUGGCCCAGCCCCCCCGGGCGGGAGCGCGGACAGCGAUUGGAGAUAUGUGGUCGUGUCCGGGACCCCGGAGAAGAUUUUGGAGCACAUUUUGAAUGACUUGCACCUGGAAGAAGUCCAGGACAAAGAAACAGAGACCCUCCUUGAUGACUUCCUUCUCACGUACACUGUCUUCAUGACAACUGAUGACUUGUGCCAGGCGCUGCUGAGGCACUAUUCUGCUAAGAAGUAUCAAGGCAAAGAAGAAACCUCAGAUGUUCCUUGUCGAAAACGUAAGGUCUUACAUCUUGUUUCCCAGUGGAUUUCUCUGUACAAAGACUGGUUACAUGAAGAUGAACAUUCAAAAAUGUUUUUAAAGACCAUAUACAGGAACGUACUGGAUGAUGUAUAUGAAUAUCCAAUACUUGAAAAAGAAUUGAAAGAAUUUCAAAAGAUACUUGGAAUGCACCGUCGUCACACUGUAGAUGAAUAUUCACCACAAAGGAAGAAUAAAGCCCUUUUCCACCAAUUCAGUCUUAAGGAGAACUGGCUCCAGCAUAGAGGAACUGUGACUGAAACAGAGGAGAUUUUUUGCCACGUGUAUAUAACGGGGCACUCCUACGUCAGUGUGAAAGCGAAAGUUUCCAGUACAGCCCAAGAGAUCCUGAAAGUUGUGGCAGAAAAGAUCCAGCAUGCAGAAGAGGAUCUGGCUCUGGUGGCCGUCACAUUCUCCGGGGAAAAGCAUGAACUUCAGCCUAAUGACUUGGCCAUUUCCAAAUCCCUGGAAGCAUCUGGUCGGGUAUAUGUCUACCGGAAGGACCUGGCUGAUACUUUGAACCCAUUUGCAGAAAAUGAGGAAUCACAGCAAAGGUCGAUGAGGAUUUUGGGAAUGAAUACUUGGGAUCUUGCUCUGGAAUUAAUGAAUUUUGACUGGAGUCUCUUCAAUUCAAUUCACGAGCAAGAGCUGAUCUACUUCACGUUCAGCAGACAAGGAAGUGGGGAGCAUACUGCGAACCUCAGCCUUCUGCUCCAGAGAUGCAACGAAGUCCAGCUCUGGGUAGCCACGGAGAUUCUGCUCUGCAGCCAGCUGGGCAAGCGAGUGCAGCUGGUGAAAAAAUUCAUCAAAAUUGCCGCUCACUGCAAAGCCCAGAGAAACCUGAAUUCUUUCUUUGCAAUUGUGAUGGGCCUCAACACUGCUUCUGUCAGCCGGCUGUCACAGACCUGGGAGAAAAUUCCUGGGAAGUUUAAGAAACUUUUCUCUGAACUUGAAAGUUUAACGGAUCCUUCUCUGAAUCACAAAGCCUACAGAGAUGCAUUCAAAAAGAUGAAGCCACCCAAAAUCCCUUUCAUGCCCUUAUUGCUCAAAGAUGUAACUUUUAUUCAUGAAGGAAAUAAAACAUUUUUGGAUAAUCUUGUCAAUUUUGAAAAGCUGCAUAUGAUUGCAGACACUGUCCGAACCCUGAGACACUGCAGGACCAACCAGUUUGGAGGUGACAUGUCUCCAAAAGAGCACCAAGAGUUGAAAUCCUACGUUCAUCAUCUGUACGUCAUCGAUAGCCAGCAGGCCCUGUUUGAGCUCUCGCACAGGAUCGAGCCUCGGGUGUGAGCCCCGCCACCACCGCCUCACGUCCCCUGUAACUGCCGCACUUUGAGCUACGGGAAUGUCAAUGCCAAGCGUGUCACUUUCCUGUGAGAAAAGAAGUUGCUGAGUUUUAUCAGUAAAUCACAAGACAUACACGGGAAAGCCAACCAAAGCGUGCUCAGGAAGUGACGUGAGCCACCCGAGACGGGGAGAGGCCUCUCCUCGCUGCUCGCAGAAGCAGGAGGCAGAAGAGUCAGAAGGCUUCUUGAAAUGGAGAGGUCUGGUUUCUUGUGUUGACAUUGUUGAUCCCAUCCAGUUUUCAAUUUGAGCUGUGCCGGCGUCAAGACAAGAGAACAUGUGUUAUUAUACAGUGAUCAGAUACAUCAGCAAGAGUGUGCAUGAAACAGGGAGAUUUACUCUGCCUGGGUAGAUUACUGUUGGUAGGCUGUCAAGUAGCUUGUUUGAACACCUGAAGACAGUGAUGGCAUCUCUAGAUUUCCAGGGAGAAGGAGUGGUCUCUGUUUAUACAAACUGUGACAUCACCAAAAGCCCCAUGUGUCUAGGGAGGUAGUGGAGACCAGCAGCUGACAUCCAUGCUUUGAUUUCCAAAAGGGAAAUGUCAAGGCAUGCAUUUCAUUGCAUCUACAAUCACUUAUGGAUGUCCGCUUGCAGGUGAAAUUCUUUUCUGCACAACUGAUUUGCAACUAUAGGCAAGUUAGAUUAAGUUGCUUUGCCAAUAAGGAAAAAUAGGAAUCUUUAGGAAAUUGACUCAUUCUUUAAUUUCCAGGGUGUCACCUCCUACUGGGAACAAUAUGAUUUUUGAAAGAACACAGUGCCUGACAUCUAGGCGUUUUGUAGCUGUUUAUUGAGGUGGCAGAGUUACAAAGGUCUGCUUUCUUGUGCCUGAUGAUGCCCUAGUGUUUUCCAUGCCUCCAGCAGGCUCCUUGCCCACAGCAGCCAAUCCAGGGAGGGUAAGUGGGAUUGGACAUGCAAAGCACUGGCACUCCCUGGGGAAGAGUACGGUGUUAAGAUCGUGGUGAUGCCCAUCUUACAGCAAAUGAGAAGAACCCCAAAAUAUCCAGAUGUCUGAUUUAUGUUAGACACUUACAAGUCUUAUAGUUCACCUCCCAACCAAGACCGAGACUCUUCCUGUAAUUUGUCUUUUUUUUUUUUCAGAGUCUUUUAAGUCUUUUUUAAUGCCCAUUUUUAUAAGCUAGGGCUCCUCCAGUAAAUAAGAUUCUUGCUAAUCCCAAGAAUUGGUUAGAGUUCCUUCAACCUUCAAAUGAACAAAACAAAAAAUCUUGUGGGAUACAACAAGGACACCCACCCCUGCCAGCUAGAUAAUUGUCACGUUGCUAAAAUGCAAGGGCCCAACUUCAGGUGUCAAGUCCAUUCUUUUUUCCACACAUGUAAAAAUCCUGGUGCACUUCUCAUCAUUCCCGCCUGCUUGUCUCUCAGGUGCGCUCUCAGAACUGCUCCCUUUGGUCUCAUCAGCACCCCAUUCCUGAGCUGUGUCCAGUGCUUUCUGACACCCUGGUAGCAGUGCUGUUUCCUGGGCUCAGGAGCCACACUGAGCUUGAGAAAUCACUGGUGGAAGGAACCAUGGGGAGAAGAUUUUUGGUAGGACUUUCAGAGAGAUUCAGUCUGUCCCAGCUUGUAAAACACCUCAGUCCUGAAAACUAACAGGAUCUUAGAGAAAGGCACCCUCCAGGGCUGGUCCACUCACAGAAAUGCCCCAGGCUGCUGGGAAUGGAACGAGACCCACCGGAGGAGACCAGCGCCAUCGGAACCGGGGCAGACAGAUGUCUCGCACGUCUGCUCAAACACUGGAGAAGCUCUCCCCUUGGCGAUCACUGAGGCUAGAGUGGGCUUACAGCACACGCAUACUUUUCCCUUAUGCUGGGCCAGUCUAAUCAUGUCAGGCCACUUUUGACAGUCUUCAUGUUUUACAACUUACAUUUUUAUUCACGUCAGAUCUACAGUGUUCUAUCUACAGCUGUUUCAGUUGUUCCAGUGAAGAAGUAUUUCAGCAUAGCACCUGCUGCUUAGCCCUCAAUUCAGAUAUGUACACAGCCAAACAGAUCCACACAUGCAUCAGCUUUAAACACGUUUUGAUGGUGUCAGGAGAGUACUCACACGGCCUGGGUGGAAACAGGCUGGGGAGAAAAUGGUGCUUGCCCACGGUUUCCUCCAGUUGUGGUCAGGUGGCUCUCAGGGCGGCAAAGGGAAGGGAGGAUCCCGUUUAAUUUAGAUUAGCUUUUCCAUUCCCGUCUUCUGACUGUCAAAACCUCCAAAUCUUUCUGAAAUUUAAUAACUGUCUCCAGACGUUUCCCAGGCGGCAGCUCCCUGAAAUUUCAGAAACUCUGAGAAGACGUAAAUCUGGAAUUAAAGAAUUCAAUGCAAAAUCGUGGAAGCCAUUUAGCUCAACACGAAGCUCUUUCUAACAAAUCUGCACUGUCCAAGAACGAGCAGGCCACUGCGGGGCUUAGCUCCUGUAACACGGAGGAGCUGAUUCCUUCUGCAAAUAUUUGCCAAGGUCUCUUUGGAAUAGGUUUUGUUCUGGCUAGAAGGGUGGACUGGAAGAUAUCUAAGCUCCUUUCCAGCUUUUUUAGAUUUUUACGAUUGCAUAACAUCUGCAUUCACGCUGAAAAUCUGUAAUCUGCCACCUUCACUGGCAAGUGGUGCACAGGUAUUUCUAAGUGGGUUCUUUUUGCUACAGCAAAACUCUCAAGACAGCCCUGCGGGCCUGUGGAUUCAUCAGCAUCCCAGCAAAACAGCCCUGCUGAGAAGGUAGCACAGCACAAGCUCCUGUAGGCAAAAUCACAACCUUUUCGAGUGUGUGUUUUCCAUACACAUUUGCAAAUGCUCCAAAGACUACCACGUGUGAAAUUCACUCUUUGUUAUCAUCUGUACAAUUGCCAAAUGGUUGUAGUCAUAAAUAUUAUGGCCUGCAUCCACUUUCUCCUAGUAUCAUUAAUUAUGUUUAGAAUAAAUUCAUUUUCCUGGAUCCCUAUCCACAGACUAGUCAGGUGGAGCGUACAUUGACCUCAGAAGCAUGAGGAUAAAGUAAAAACCCACCCCUCCCAGUUGGAAGGGAGAAGACGUCGCACUAAGGCACACCUGCCUCCGAGUGGGAGAAACACUUGCGUGAAAGAGAGGGUGCCAGUGACUUCAGGUCCCCAGGGCUGGGCUUUCCCUGCUGUCCCAGUCCCAGCCAUCACGUACCCCACAAAUCCCAAACUUCAUAUUUCUAAAUGGCAUGACGACUCCAAGCUUCUCAGAAACUAGGCAAAAACAUGAAAAUGAGGGGACGACCAGGUGCACUGCAGUUAUCUAACAUGGAGUUUCUUUUAAUGCUUCAAACAUGUCCUUAAAAUUUCAGCCUGCUUAUUAAUGAGUGGGCCAUUGUGCUUCAAACUAGUAGGGGAACACCGUUUUUAAAAAUUGCCAAAAAGUUAGAUGAAAAUGUACUGCUGUAUAAAGCAAAGCUGUAUAGAGUAACCAUUUUCUAGCAGAGUA
Molecule: messenger RNA, 6219 nt
Organism: Rhinolophus ferrumequinum (greater horseshoe bat)
Lineage: Eukaryota; Metazoa; Chordata; Mammalia; Chiroptera; Rhinolophidae
Gene: RAPGEF5
Product: Rap guanine nucleotide exchange factor 5
Exons: 26
Coding region: 76-2724 (882 amino acids)
Biological process (GO): positive regulation of GTPase activity; Ras protein signal transduction
Cellular component (GO): plasma membrane
Molecular function (GO): guanyl-nucleotide exchange factor activity
Source: RefSeq, a predicted model, not a curated record